AAGAAAGAGCGCCAGGGAUUUGAACUUCGCCUACGAGGUUUGGUGAUCCAUCUUCUGCGUAUCGCCGGGAUUUUGAAUCGCGAUGGUCAUCCCCUCCCUAGAGGAGCUGGACUUCCUCAAGUACAGUGACCUGCAGAACUUAGCCAAGAGUCUGGGUCUCCGGGCCAACCUGUGGGCAGACAAGUUGUUAAAAGCCUUGAAAGGCCACGUUAAACAUGAGGCAAGAAAAGAAAAUGAGAAUCAGGAUGAAAGUCAAACUUCUGCAUCCUCUUGUGAUGAGACUGAGAUACAGAUCAGCAACCAGGAACAAGCUGAGAGAGAGCCAACUGGCCAUGUCACCAAAACAAGGAGAAGGCGCAGGACUGUCCGUGUGGACCCUGACUCGCAGCAGAAUCAUUCAGAGAUAAAAAUAAGUAAUCCCACUGAAUUCCAGAAUCAUGAAAAGCAGGAAAACCAGGAUCUCAGAGCUACUGCAAAUGUUCCUUCUCCACCAGAUGAGCACCAAGGAGCUGAGAAUGCUGUUUCCUCAGGUAACAAAGAUUCAAAGGUACCUUCAAAAAGAAAGAAAUCUGUCUACACAGAUGAGUCAUCCAAACCUGGAAAAAAUAAAAGAACUGCAAUCACUACUCCUACUCCAAACUUUAAGAAGCUUCAUGAAGCUCAUUUUAAGGAAAUGGAGUCCAUCAAUCAAUAUAUUGAGAGAAAAAAGAAAUAUUUUGAAGAACACAAUUCCAUGAAUGAUCUGAAGCAGCAUCCCAUCAAUAAGGGAGGGGUCAGGACUCCAGUACCUCCAAGAGGCAGACUCUCUGUGGCUUCUACUCCCAUCGGCCAACGACACUCGCAAGGCCGGUCUUGUGGCCCUGCAAGUCAGAGUACCUUGGGUCUGAAGGGGUCACUCAAGCGCUCUGCUAUCUCUGCAGCUAAAACAGGUGUCAGGUUUUCAGCUGCAACUAAAGAUAAUGAGCAUAAGCGUUCACUGACCAAGAUUCCAGCCAGAAAGUCUGCACAUGUGACCGUGUCUGGGGGCACCCCAAAAGUUAUUACCCCAUUCAAGUUGACAACUGAGGCAACGCAGACUCCAGUCUCCAAUAAGAAACCAGUGUUUGAUCUUAAAGCAAGUUUGUCUCGUCCCCUCAACUAUGAACCACACAAAGGAAAGCUAAAACCAUGGGGGCAAUCUAAAGAAAAUAAUUAUCUAAAUCAACAUGUCAACAGAAUUAACUUCUACAAGAAAACUUACAAACAACCCCAUCUCCAGACAAAGGAAGAGCAACGGAAGAAACGCGAGCAAGAACGAAAGGAGAAGAAAGCAAAGGUUUUGGGAAUGCAGGGCCUCAUUUUGGCUGAAGAUUAAUAAUUUUUUAACAUCUUGUAAAUAUUCCUGUAUUCUGAACUUUUUUCCUUUUGUAAAUUUUUUUUUGAUGUCUUCCCCACUUUAGUCAUGAGAUCUUUUUCUGCUAACUGUUCAUAUUCUAUGUAGUGUCCAUGUAUGUAGUGUCCAUGGGUUCUUCAUGUGUUAUGAUCUCUGAAAAGACAUUAUCACCUUAAAGCUCACAUUGUUUGGGAUGGUUUUUACUUAAGUCCCUAUACAAUUCAGGUUUCUAAUGAGAUACAUCCUAAAAUUCUGUUCCUAGAUUUUUAAUGUCAAGUUCCCCCUGCUGGUUCUAGUAUUAACAGAACCGCAGUCUUCUGCUAGCCAAUAGCAUUUGUCUAAUGGCAGCUAGUUACACAAGCUUCAGGAGAAUUUAAACAAUAACAAGAAUAGGGUAAGCUGGGAUAGAAAGGCCACCUCUUCAGUCUCUGUAGAAUAUAGUAACCUUUAUGAAACGGGGCCAUGAUUUAGUUAUGACAUCAAUAUUUUACCUAGGUGAAAUUGUUUAGGCUUGUGCAUCUUUGUUCAAAUAGCCUCAUGUAAUUGCCAUCUGUCACUCACUAUAUUUGCAUAAAUAAAACUCUACAACUCAUUCUA
Mandrillus leucophaeus (drill) is the source of this 1969-nucleotide messenger RNA. Its product is annotated as nucleolar and spindle-associated protein 1-like. Lineage: Eukaryota; Metazoa; Chordata; Mammalia; Primates; Cercopithecidae. Gene Ontology annotation, cellular component: mitotic spindle; nucleolus; microtubule. Gene Ontology annotation, biological process: establishment of mitotic spindle localization; mitotic cytokinesis; mitotic chromosome condensation. Gene Ontology annotation, molecular function: microtubule binding. The record is from RefSeq and is a predicted model, not a curated record.